Molecule: messenger RNA, 2677 nt
Organism: Striga asiatica
Lineage: Eukaryota; Viridiplantae; Streptophyta; Magnoliopsida; Lamiales; Orobanchaceae
Source: the annotation of a GenBank genome assembly
AAAAAAACAACGAAAAAAAAAAGAACUAAAAUCAGUCUCAGCCUAUCAAGUGACGCCACCCAACAAAAUCUCAGACCUCCAAUGGCGCAGCCUUUGAAUAAUUUGACCAUACCCAGAAAAAAACAGUUCAAGAACACCACAUGAGCAAAAAUAUCUCGCCCCCUAUUGCCCCACAUGAUUUAUUGCUAGAUUUUAUUCAAAUAAAUUCACUCAAACAAGCACACUCACAAAAAACUGUACCUUUGUGAUUUUUUCGCCGUCCUUGAAAAAAUGCGCAGAGGAGGAAAAUGCAGGGCAGCCACAGGCCUCCACCGCCUUACCCAUUUUCAUUUUUUUUUUCCUUUUUCGGAAAUUUCAGUCGGCGAUACCUAUAUAUAUUCACCGCGUCCCACUACCGGCCGACCAAUUUCGCCUCCCGGCAAAAACCAAACAAAACCCAAGAAAAAGGAAGAAAAAUAGAGAAAACCCAUUUCGAUUUCAGCUCCAUUUUCAGCUCGAAUCUCGCCGUGAGCCCUCGUUCGAGAAGCUUCAAUGGAGCCCAAAGAAUAUAACCCGCCGCCGCCAGUUUCCUCCGGCGGCCAGCACGAGGCGGCGCCGACGUUCGCCGAGCCCUUAUCCAUGGCGUCCCCGUUUCCCGAGCUGCCGCCCUUCUCAGGGUUUGGGCCGUUCGAGCUCCAACCGGAACCCUAUCUCGAGCAGGCGGCGGGUGAGAAUUUAUCCGGCGUGCCGCAGCCGCUGGAGGCGCUGUACGAAACUCCGGUGCCGCCUUUCCUGUCCAAGACGUUUGAUUUGGUCGAGGACCCGUCGCUGGACGCCGUGAUCUCGUGGGGGACGAAAGGAGAGAGCUUUGUCGUGUGGGACCCACUCGAGUUCGCUAGGACUGUGCUGCCGAGGAAUUUCAAGCACAACAAUUUCUCGAGUUUUGUUCGGCAGCUCAAUACAUAUGGAUUUCGUAAAGUCGAUACAGACAAAUGGGAGUUUGCGAACGAAGGAUUCAGAAAGGGGCAGAAGCAAAUGCUGAAACACAUCCAAAGGCGUAAAUCACAUCACUCGAUGAGUUCCUCAUCCGGUGGAUCCUCUCGCGAUUCGAAUAAAUCUGCUGCUGUGGAGGCCGAAAUCGAGCAUCUGAGGAAAGAGAGAAGUUUAAUGAUGCAAGAAGUGUUCGAGCUACAGCAUCAGCAAAGAGGGACCAUGCAGCACAUGGGAAUUGUAAACGAGAAGAUCCAUUCGGCCGAGAGAAGACAAAAGCGGAUGGUCUCGUUUAUGGGGAAAAUAUUCCAAAACCCUGCCUUUUUAUCCCAUACAAAGGAGCAAAAAAACAUCACCUCACCUAGGACAGCAAGAAAAUUCAUUAAACAUCAGUCCCAUGAAACGGGAGCAUCUGGUUCUUCCCCUAAAGGAGAAUUCGUCAAAUACCCGUUAUUGGAAAUGGGAGAAAGUCCAGUUCUUGGUACUGAUUCUACUGAUAAUUUACCUUUUCAGGUUGAAGAUGAUGUAAAAGAUGAGCUUUUGACGAUGGAUGAGAUUCUUGGUGCACCCGAGCUAGCUGGAAUGGAUAUGGGCCGAGGAACGGUGGACCUUGAUUAUAAAGGAAAGGGUGUUAUGGGCCCACCACACCCACAGGUCCAACCAGGACCAGAUUAUUUCAUCUCAUUUCCUGAGGAUAUGGGGAAGGAGAAGAUUUUUCCUAAGAUUGUGGCCAUUGAGGAGGAGGGAAUUUGGGGGGGCAUGGGAUUCGAGUCCGAUUUAUGGGGUAAUGCUGGUGAUGAUUAUAAUAUGCAUGAAUUAGGGGGUAUUUCGGAUAUUUGGGAAUUAGGGUCAAUGCAGAAGCCUGAUGAGAGUUCGGGUGUCGAGAGGUGGCCGAAUGAAGACUCCUCCCCUUUUAACGAGUUAGAGAAAAAAGAGAACCAUGACUAGGAAUGAAUAUAGUUACUAAAUAAAACAAGGCUCCUUUUAGGGUCUUUAAAGUAUAGUUUGGAUUGAUAGCAUGAUGCAUAUAAUAUGGUGUGGUUGGUUUUUUGUUGAUUGCUAAUAUAGAACUGAACUAUAGUGUUAUCUAUCAAUUUUUUUUCUUAUUUUUUGAUUGUCAAGUUCUAUUUCUUUCUCCACUUCUGAUAUCAUUUUAUUUGAUUUUGUUUUUAUUUGGUUGUCUUGAUUGCUCUGUAGCAUUAGGGUGAAUAUGUUGUAGUUGAUGUGCUUGCACGAAAAAAAAAUAAAAAACAUAAAUUGCGAUUAAUGUGUGUCUCUUUUGAGUUGUGCGUACGCAGGUUUGCAACACCUUUUAGGAGAUCGGAUUUGGCGGCUUGAGAUAGUGGCUCCGGACACUAUCACAGGUAUAAAGCGCCUUUUGGGAAAUAAGCAGGCUGUGAGUAUAUAUGGUUUGUUAAGUCUCUUGUAUUUAGCAGCAUUAUCUGCCUAAGUAGAUGGAAUAAAGAACUGCAGAAAGGUGGACUUAAUUUAACCAGUUUGUAAUAAUACUUGUUCGGAGUCAACUCCAAGUUUGUAAUAACACACUGUUAGCUCGAAGGGGUAUGCAUUCGUAGAUUCUAUUAGCUCGAGAGAGCCCUUUGCUCUGCGUUGUUUUUGUUUUUGUUACAUUUGUCAUAUGAAAUGUGGAUGUUUUGCACAGUGCUCGAGUUCACAGGCUAUCUCUGUUCUCAUUUUUUGUACAUUCAGA